GCUUGAAUUGAUCCCAUUGAGAAAGUGAGUGAUCCUGAAAAAUGAACGACUUCCGCCCCUGUUUCCCCUCUCUCAACAGCCGACUUCAGUCCACGUGCGUGGAAAGGCACAGAGCUUUUACUGAAGCCAUUUGGCAGAUCGGUGAGAAAGUCGGCAGAAAUCUGCAGUCGAAAGCUAUGGUCCGGGUCCAAGCAAGACGGAAAGGAUUCUUCAGAUUCUUGGAACUGAAAGGACGUGCUUUUCAGUGCAGGUUCUGUUUUGCACUGGCCAUGUCGCGCUCCACCCUCUUGGUUUUCGUGGCCGCUGUGGCGAUGUUCUCGGUGAAGUGGCUGGAGAUGCCCGAAGUGCCGGCCACCAUCCGUUUGAAUCAGACGCUUUCCACCGAACUCACCGACAGAGGGCGGCUUUGCAAUGGCUCCAGACAUGACACUGAAGGAUGGUGGACGCCCUUGGCGCCCGGCAGUUCCCCCAGGCUACUCCCUAUGCAGGAUUUGUGGCACAACUGCGGCUUAGGCCAGCCGAUCUUCGGCAGCUACGUCCGGAGGUCGGGGUGCCACAUCCUGGAACCCGAAGAUGCUCUCAUCAGCCUUGGUCGUCGAAAUCUACAUUUCAUGGGAGACAGUGUGACGCGCGAACUCUUUGACAGCAUUCGCUGGGUGAGAAGGCGCGUCCUUCUUUAUGAGGCUUUCUAUGGAAGAGAGGGCUUCUCAUUGCUUUCUGCCAUAACCAGCCUGAAGUGCUCCUUGGGUUGGGAAUUCCGCUACGAGACCAACAAUUGGGCACUUGAUGCCUUGCGAGUGUGGCUGGGCUGGGAACGAAGAGUUGAAGACCAUGAGCUUCAUUGUGGCAUGGCUUAUAUGCCUAUGUGCAACACUUGUGGGUCUAAGCCUUUUACAGAGGCCAUUGAAAAAUUUACCUUCGAGCCCAAGGAUAUUUUGUUGAUGAACAUUGGGGCAUGGUACAAUGCCAAUCAGACAGGUUCUUCGCUCGGAGAUUUCGUCCAACUGCUCUCCACCUUGACUGUGCCACACAGUCCAUCUCUGAAGGGAAUGGACCGUGUACAUUGGAUGCGUCAACAGCUGCAUGCGUGGGGCUUCGUUGCCUCGCCCUGUGAGCAGAAGCCGCCAGCGCGGCGAUUGAUGGAGAGGCCACCACGGGUGCAGUGCCGGAAGGGCGGGGCAGCCACAGAAGUGGAAUAUGCUUUUAGCCUCAUUAGCCUAGCUGAAGCCUUGCUUCAAGAAAAACAGUUGCCUAAACACUUGGUGUGGAUUGAUACCACUCCAAUUCAUCAGCCGAAAGGUUUUUACUUCAAAGGUAUGACCUGUGGCCCCUUUGAAGGGAACGCCAGCCUUCCACAGUUUUACUGGCGGAACCUUGUGGCCAAGAGCAUCCUACCAAUCAUCCUUCCACAAGUGCAAUUUUUACACACCCACGAGGUCCUGCGCGAGUGGGGAAACUUUCACUGGGGCCCCCAGGAUUGUGUACACUUCUGCCAGGAGAGCCAAGGCUGGAACGAACAUGUUCGGAACAUCCUGACAGCCUUGACAUACGUGGUUGGCUUUCGUUCACCUUCACAUCUGGGUUCACGACUCACCGAAGAUCCCGCCGUCCGCACCAUCGACCGCUUCUCCUCCUGUGGCCGAAUGACACUGUAUGGAGGCAUCGCGCUGUGUGCGUUGCCCCUUGUGCUGGUCCUUGGCGCUCUAUGCAUGUGCAUUUGCCAGAGAAAACGGGAGAACCAAGACCAAGCGGAAGGACGCCUUCGCGGCAGAUGGGUUAAAAAAGGUUUCAGUGAUCCGCGAUGGCACCUUUGACUGGGAGUAUGCUGCUUACUGACCAGCAUUGCUAACAGCUUGAAGUUUGCGUGUUGUUUC
Durusdinium trenchii is the source of this 1874-nucleotide messenger RNA. NCBI's taxonomy places the organism in Eukaryota, Dinophyceae, Suessiales, Symbiodiniaceae. The record is from the annotation of a GenBank genome assembly.